Aspergillus tubingensis is the source of this 8589-nucleotide messenger RNA. RefSeq names its product ARM repeat-containing protein. The record is from RefSeq and is a predicted model, not a curated record. The transcript is spliced from 11 exons. Gene Ontology annotation, cellular component: cytosolic large ribosomal subunit; cytosol; ribosome. Bases 1 to 8589 code for a protein of 2862 amino acids. Gene Ontology annotation, biological process: regulation of translation; translation; cellular response to amino acid starvation. NCBI's taxonomy places the organism in Eukaryota, Fungi, Ascomycota, Eurotiomycetes, Eurotiales, Aspergillaceae. Gene Ontology annotation, molecular function: structural constituent of ribosome; protein kinase regulator activity.
AUGGACGAUUUUCCAUGGGAUCAGGUGGAAUCAGGGGACCUGGGGAGUCUGCAGGUCGUUCUCUUCUCGAGUUCGACUGCUCGCAGAAUUCGCGCUCUCCAGGACCUCCGUGACAGAAUCGGAUCUAGCCUACAACCUCAAUCCUACCAGCCUCUAAUCGGCCUUCUCUUCAAGACUUACCCUCGCUACGUCGAUCGUCCCUCGCGGCAGGCCGUUCAGCAAUGUCUCCGCUCGCUUCUCAAGGCGCCCGUCCCGACCGACGAUCUGAAAUACCUCACCCAGAAGUUGCAGGUGGAGGCUGCUAAACCUGGCCUGGCGCCUGGUCCAGCCCUCGUUUUGUUGGAAUGGUGCUCCGUGGUGCUUCAGAUCCUGGGAGGUGACUCCGAAACCCCUCUUUCUGCCGUUCUGGACACCAUUGCGGUCGAUGCAAAGGCCCUAGAUAUCUGUCUGGCCUCCAACCCGAGACCCGCAGUGAAGGCUUCUGCCCUCCGUGUUACGAGACGUGCUCUACGCGCUGCAUUUUCCUCCACCGCUUGGGGUGAGGAUGCUGUUCGUGAAUCCGUCCGCCGGUUGACCAGCGACUCGACUACUGGCCAGAGGAACGCACCUUUCUUAGGGGUCAUCUCCGGCGUCUGCGCGCGUCUUCCCGCCAAGAAGCCAGUCUUAGAAGGGGAAAAGAAGGCAAUCAUUUCGUUCUACGUCAAGGAAUUGGCUGGUGCGAAAUCCGCGCCUCCCGCUCACAUCGCCGAUGCAUUGGGCGACUUUUUCGUCUCUUUCCUUAGCUACGAUGACCUCGCUACCGAGUUGAUCCCGCCCUUCGAAAAGGCCAUGUUGCGCUCUCCCGAGGUUGUUUUCAAUGGCUUGUUGCCUUCGCUGUGCGCCUCUUUGCCGGAGGAGAUUGAUAUGUCCGAGCUCUUGCAUUCGCGGCUGUUGAAGCACCUGUUAUCAAGCAUGAAGUCGAACAAUCCAGCCAUUAGACAGGGUGCUGUUCGCUCAUUCGAGUCCCUUCUCGCGAAAUCCAAGGACCAGGCCUUGCUCACCAAGAUCACGAGCGAAGUCGUCAACCCUCUGAAGACCCAGAAGAUCACCAAUCCGGAACAGCGUGCGGUGUACGCUCAAGCGGUCGCUGCGAUAUUGCCUUCGGCCGAUCUUUCUAAGGACGUGGUACAGGGCUUUGUUCCCGUUUUCAACAGGGAAUCCAAUGAGGCCGCUUUGGAACAGGAAAUCAAAUCAUUCUGUAAGCACCUGGCUUUCCUUGUCCAGUCUCAAGUGAAGGUCAGCGACGACGUCAUCAAUGCCAUUGUGAAAGGAUCUUCCGAUAAGCGUGUUCCGUUCAAAAAGCUCUGGCAGCUCAAUGUCGGAGAGGUUAUGUGGCAAGUCGAACCUGCGACUCUGGCAAGCACUGACGUCGAGCCCCUUGUGAACAAGUUCCUUAGCAAGAUGAAAGAGCUGUACAAUGAGGUUGCCGCCAACCCUCUUCCCUCUGCUCAGGGUGGCUCUCUGUCAACUGCCUAUGUGUAUCUCGCUCUUCUAGAUCGCUCUUCCUCGCUGCAGAGCUUUGACAAGUCUGCAUGGGAGGAAACCGUAGCCCAGUCAAUGGUGCUCAACCCGAAGCCGUCUUUCCUCCUCAACCCCAAGGCCUACUCAAAGUUGACCACCCAGACCGAGAUCCAGUGGGCCGUGCGCGCACUUGCUGCAGUCACUACCGGUUCGAAGUUCGGAAAGGCUGAGGACGCAGCCAAGACCGCCUGGGCCCAGGCAUUCAUCUAUAAUAUCGCCGCCCCUGGACUUCACACCAGUUUCCGGGAUGGAGCUGCUCGGACCUUGUCAGAAAUUCAUUUGAAGGAUGUGGCAGGUAUGGGCCGGACAGUCACAAGUGCUCUGUGGUCCUGGAUACUUUCCUUUAGAACUGGCGAGAAAGAAUCUGCCUCGGUCUCUGCAGGACCAGAAAGCGAAAGGUUCCUCCAUCUCGUUGUGAAGGCUCUGUGCCCUCCUGCUUCUAGUGUGCAGGAAGUAGACAACGUCACAGCUUCUCUGAAAGGCCAACUCGUUGAGUUGCUGGUCCUGUGUCGCCCCGAGCUUAUUCCCAGCACAUCUUGGAUUGCGUCUUGCUUGAGGACCGGCAUUGACCCCGGCAACCUUGUGCGCGAAUUCCCCGAAAAGUGUCUGGAGCAGCUGACUCGUCUGCAUGAGGACCCUGUUCAGUCGAAAAUCCCCCAAAUCGAUGCCGCAAUCUGGAGUGCUGCGGGUGAAUUGGCGUUCGUAGCACCUGAUGCUAUGGUUCCCCGACUGGUUGGCCAAAUCCAGGACGAUCUGGAUACUUCGCGCCUGUCCAAGUUCACGGCAACCGAUGUCGCUAUCGCCCGUACCCCGGAGGGAACCAUGUUCGUCGACGUGCUCAGCACGAAGUCCAAGCAGUCGAACUUUGAUAAGAACACUAAAGACUACGACAUCCUCAAGUGGGAGGAGGAGCUACGGUCACAAUUGGCUGAUAAGAAGGGCCAGAAGCAGAAGAAGCUUACUCCUGAAGAGCAAUCCAAGGUCAAGGCCCAGCUUGCCAAGGAGUCCAAGAUCCGCGAGGAAGUCCUCCAAGUGAUCAAGAAGAUCGAAAGGGGAUGUGGAAUCAUUCAAGGUCUCGCGGAUGGGCCCGCCAUCGACGCGGAUGGCUGGAUCAACCCCGCCGUGAGCUCCUUGCUCUCCCUGACCGAAGCCGGUGCAGGCUUGUACGCUGGUGAUGUUGUGUCCAAAGCGUACGUUAAGUGCGCUGAGAAGUUGUCCUCGCGUCUCGGGCCUUUGCGGCCUUUCGUGGGUAUUGCAACGCUUCGGGCUAUUGGCAAGAGUUACCUGCCUCCGCAGAUGGAAGCAGAGGCACUUGGACAGCUCGUUACGAGAAUCCUUUAUCGCUUGCGUUUUGCCUCCGAGCAACGUCCUUUCGAGAGCACGUCUCUGGCCUACGUUCUCCCCUUGCUCUUCUUGGUGCUCAGCAAGAACGGAAUCGAUGAACAGAGAGGUGAUGAAGAGGGCGAGCAAGUCCUCCUUGCCUUGGAAGUGUUGUCCUUCCAUUCGGGUUCUUUUGCCGACGAACGUCUUCCUCGUGUGGAAGUCCUGAAGAUUUUGCUUGCAUCGAUGCAGAAGUACACUCAACACUACAAGCUUAUCAAGGAUACUCUGUUCGAUGUUUGCAGGUGCAUCUCACCUAACAUCACCAAGGAUGAGCUUGACAUUCUCCUCAAGGGCACAAUUGUGACGGAUGUGUCUGUCCGUACCUCGGUGUUGCAGGUCAUCGAAGCUGAGAUCGACCUGACGGAUCUCGACUUCUCUGAACACAUCUGGCUGGAAUGCCAUGACCACGUGGAGGAGAAUGCUGAGAUCGCCGAGAAUAUCUGGGAAGAAAAUGCCCUGGAAGUCGACGACUCCUCUUAUGAGAAGAUCAUUCCCUAUCUCUCCUCAAAGGAUGCACAGCUUCGUGGUGCUGGCGCUCGCGCGUUGGCUCAUGCAAUUGCGGUGAACCCUUCGAUGUUUGACCGGAUCUUUUCCGAAUUGCAGUCCAAAUACACGAUUGAGAUUCAGCCUAAGGUGCCCGAAAAAGAUAGCUACGGUAUGCCGAAGAAGAUGGAUGUCACAGACCAUUGGGAGCUACGCAGUGGUAUCGCCCUCGCUUUUGGAGCUAUGACAAAUCUUUUUGAAGGCGAGCAGAUCGUCUCCUUCCUCCGGUUCUUGAUUGAAAGAGGUCCUCUUAUCGACAAGAGUUCCGCCGUCCGCGCACAGAUGGCCGAGAGCGGCAGAUCUGUCAUUGCUGCCCGUGGGCAACAGAAGGUCGAGGAAUUAAUGAAGCUCUUGGAGACAACCUUGGAGACCUCCGACAAAGGAAGUGAGACGUCUGAUCUUCUUAACGAGGCCGUUGUUGUUUUGUAUGGUUCCCUGGCCCAGCAUCUCAAAGCGGACGAUACGCGUCUGCAGACAGUCAUCAAGAGGCUGCUGGACACUCUUCCUACUCCUUCGGAGAGUGUGCAGUCUGCCGUUUCGGGAUGUCUGCCGCCUCUGAUCCGCCUUUCGCGCCCUCAGAGUGGUGAGUACGUCCAAGAAAUGCUGGAUCAGCUGCUGCAGUCCAAGAAAUAUGCUACACAGCGUGGCGCGGCUUAUGGACUUGCUGGUAUCGUCAGUGGUAGGGGUAUUGUCACCCUUCGAGAAUUCCAAGUCAUGUCGCAUCUGCGUGAUGCCACUGAGAACAAGAAGGAACCUCAUCAGAGACAAGGUGCUCUGUUGGCAUAUGAGCUGUUUGCCGCCAUUCUUGGACGGACCUUCGAGCCCUAUGUCAUCCAGAUUGUUCCCCAGCUUCUGGCUGGUUUCGGUGAUGUCAACCCCGACGUCCGUGCUGCCUGCCUUGAUGCAGCAAAGGCUUGCUUCUCGAACCUUAGCUCGUAUGGUGUCAAGCAAAUUCUUCCCACCCUUCUCGAUGGUCUUGAUGACACACAAUGGCGCAGUCAGAAGGGAGCCUGUGAUCUCUUGGGAGCGAUGGCCUACCUCGAUCCCCAGCAACUCGCGGCAAGCCUUCCGGACAUUAUCCCUCCGCUCACUGUGGUCCUCAAUGAUACCCACAAGGAAGUGCGCAAUGCUGCAAACCGCAGUCUUCAGCGUUUCGGCGAAGUCAUCAGCAACCCCGAAGUCAAGAGCUUGGUUAAUGUACUUCUGAAGGCACUCAGCGACCCCACCAAGUACACCGAUGAGGCCCUGGAUUCCCUCAUCAAGGUGUCCUUCGUCCACUAUCUGGAUGCGCCGUCCUUGGCUCUUGUUGUUCGCAUUCUCGAACGUGGUCUUGGCGACAGGUCGAACACGAAACGUAAAUCUGCUCAGAUCAUUGGCAGUUUGGCUCACCUUACAGAGCGCAAGGACCUGACAGCCCAUCUGCCAAUCAUUGUUUCGGGCUUGCAGCUUGCUAUCGUCGACCCUGUGCCGACUACUCGUGCGACCGCUUCCAAGGCUCUCGGUUCCCUUAUCGAAAAGCUUGGAGAGGACGCUCUUCCCGACCUCAUUCCCAACCUCAUGUCUACGCUCAAGUCGGAUACCGGAGCCGGCGACAGACUGGGAUCUGCUCAAGCUCUUUCAGAGGUUCUGGCAGGUCUGGGUACAACCAGACUCGAGGAGACGCUGCCUACUAUUCUACAGAAUGUGUCCAGUUCCAAGGCUUCUGUUCGCGAGGGUUUCAUGACGCUCUUUAUCUUCCUUCCCGCCUGCUUCGGAAACAGCUUCGCCGCCUAUCUCAGCAAAAUCAUUCCUCCUAUCCUUGCCGGUUUGGCUGACGAUGUCGAAUCUAUUCGUGAGACUUCUCUCAAGGCAGGUCGCUUGCUCGUCAAGAACUUCUCAUCGAAGGCCAUUGAUCUCCUUCUGCCAGAGCUUGAGCGCGGUCUUGCGGAUGACAGUUACCGCAUCAGAUUGAGCUCCGUCGAGCUGGUUGGUGAUCUUCUCUUCAGUCUCACUGGUAUCACAGCCAAGGCCGAUGCCGAGGAGGAAGAGGAAGAAGCGGCUCAAGCUGGACAGUCGCUGCUGGAGGUUCUCGGAGAGGAGAGGAGGGACAAGGUCUUGUCGGCACUGUUUAUCUGCCGCUGCGAUACUUCGGGUAUGGUCAAGAGCGCUGCUAUGGCCGUCUGGAAGUCACUUGUUGCUUCUCCUAAGACGCUCAAGGACAUGGUUCCCACUCUGUCUCAGCUCAUUAUUCGCCGUCUCGGUUCCUCCAACAUGGAGCAUAAGGUCAUUGCUAGCAACGCGCUUGGUGACCUUAUCAAGAAGGCUGGCGAGUCGGUUCUCUCUGCUCUGCUUCCCUCUCUCGAAGAAGGUCUCCAGACUUCGCCCGACGUGGAUGUCAAGCAAGGUAUUUGCAUUGCUUUGAGAGAACUCAUUACUUCCGCCUCCGCCGAGGCCCUCGAGGAUUACGAGAAGGUUCUUAUCUCGACAGUUCGGGUGGCGCUCGUUGAUAAUGACGAAGAUGUCCGCGAGGCUGCAGCCGAGGCUUUCGACGCCCUGCAGCAGAUCCUGGGCAAGAAGGCAGUGGACCAGGUCCUGCCUCAUCUCUUGCUUCUUCUGAGAAACAACGAGGAUGCAGAGCAGGCGUUGUCCGCACUUUUGACCCUCCUCACGGAGCAGACCCGCGCGAAUAUCAUCCUCCCCAACCUUAUCCCGACCCUCCUCACCUCUCCCAUUUCCACAUUCAACGCGAAGGCUCUUGCUUCCCUGGCCGAAGUCGCCGGCUCUGCCAUGACCCGCAAGCUGCCUACCAUCCUCAACUCCUUGAUGGACGAGAUUGUGUCCACUGAGGACGAGGCUCACCGCGAAGAACUGAGCAAUGCCUUUGACACGAUCCUGGUUUCGGUGGACGAGUACGAUGGCUUGAAUGUCAUGAUGAACGUCAUGAUUACUCUGAUGAAGCAUGAUGACCAUCACCGCCGUGCUACCGCGGCCAUUCAUCUCGACAAGUUCUUCUCGAAUGCAGAGAUCGAUUACUCCAGGUACCACCAGGAUCUGAUCCGUGUCCUGCUCAUCUCCUUCGAUGACAGCGACAAGGAUGUCGUCAAGGCCGCGUGGACGGCGCUCAGUGGACUCACGAAACAUUUGCGCAAAGAAGAAAUGGAAGUCCUUACCAUUUCCACUCGUCAGACCUUGCGGAGUGUCGGGGUUCCGGGUGCCAGCCUUCCUGGCUUCAGCCUGCCCAAGGGUAUCACAGCCAUUCUGCCUAUCUUCUUGCAAGGUCUUCUGAACGGCAGCGUCGAGCAGCGUACGCAGGCAGCUCUCGCCAUCGGCGACAUCAUCGAUCGCACUGGCGCAGACUCUCUGAAGCUGUUCGUGACCCAGAUCACUGGUCCCCUCAUUCGUGUUGUGUCCGAGCGAUCGGUGGAGAUUAAAUGCGCUAUCUUCUUCACCCUCAACAAGCUUCUGGAGAAGAUUCCCCUCGCUGUCAAGCCCUUCUUGCCCCAGCUUCAGCGGACCUUCGCACGUGGUUUGGCUGAUGCAUCCAGCGAGACUCUGCGUAACAGGGCCGCCAAGGGUCUUGGUAUCCUGAUCACCCUGACACCCCGUGUGGACCCUCUCAUUGCAGAGCUUAUCACGGGUACCAAGACGGAAGAUGUCGGUGUGAGAAACGCGAUGAUGAAGGCUCUUCAAGAGGUGGUAGGCAAGGCCGGCGCCAACAUGAGCGAGGCAUCGAAGAACGCCAUUCUCGCUCUUAUUGACGACGAUGCCAGUGAUCAAACUGAUGCUGUCGCUAUUACGAAUGCGAAGUUGCUCGGUGCACUAGUGAAGGUCCUCCCGGCCGCCACUGCUGGCCCACUGAUCAAGAACCGGGUCCUCGCUGCCACACCUUCCCACGCAUCGAUUCUGGGUCUCAAUGCCCUGUUGGUUGAGGCUCCGUCGUCCUUGACGGAGCACUUCUCCGCGGAGACUCAGGCUAUGAUCUGCCAGGGUGUCACGAACAAGGAUCCCUUCAUUUCCGACAACAGCGUCCUCGCUGCCGGAAAGUACCUCCUGAUCGAGGAUGAAAACCGCAACUUCGAAGACAACAAGGCCAUUUUCGAGGCCUUGGCGCCUUGCAUUCAGCCCGGUACGCCGUCUGAUACGCGGCGGUUGUCCCUGGUGGUGAUGCGCACGGUCAGCCGGCUUCACCCCGAGCUGACUCGGCCUCACCUAGCCCUCUUGGCGCCACCAAUCUUCGCCAGCGUUCGCGACGUGGUCAUUCCUGUCAAGCUGGCGGCUGAGGCAGCAUUCCUGGCGAUCUUCUCUGUGGAGGAAUCCGAAGGUGCAGUGUUCGAUAAGUACAUGGCCGGACCCGGAGCUUCGCUGCCACCGGGACCCAAGCGGAGCAUGUCGGACUACUUCAAGCGUGUCGCGCUCCGUCUUGCCGCCCAGGCCCGCGAGCGCAAGGAAGCGGAAGCCGCCGUAUCUCAAACUCCUCGCCCUGGGAAUUCUACCCGUCGACGAGUGCAACGAACAUCAUCCGCCAACGACCGUCGAUACGCCGACAUCAAGAUGGUCAACCUUCGCACCCAGAAGCGCCUCGCCGCCUCCGUGGUGGGCUGCGGCAAGCGCAAGAUUUGGCUCGACCCCAAUGAGAUGAAUGAGAUCUCCAACGCCAACUCCCGCCAGACCAUCCGCAAGCUCGUCAGCGAUGGCCUCAUCAUCCGCAAGCCCGUCACCAUGCACUCCCGCUCCCGUGCCCGUGAGCUCGCCGCCGCCCGCCGCAUCGGCCGUCACCGUGGUCUCGGUAAGCGCAAGGGUACCAAGGAGGCUCGUAUGCCCAGCCAGAUCCUCUGGAUGCGCCGCAUGCGUAUUCUCCGUCGCCUGCUCGUCCGCUACCGUGCCUCCGGCAAGAUCGACAAGCACCUGUACCACGAGCUCUACCACCUGAGCAAGGGUAACACCUUCAAGCACAAGCGUUCCCUCAUCGAGCACAUCCAGAAGGCCAAGGCUGAGCGUCACCGUGAGCGCGUCCUCAAGGAGGAGAUGGAUGCUAAGCGUGCCAAGAACAAGGCUCUCCGUGAGAGACGUCUGGAGCGCAAGGAGGCCAAGCAGAACGCCCUCGUUGCUGAGGCUCAGGAGUAA